GAAGAUUUUUUUUCUCGUGUCAAGUAUAAAUAGCUUGUGUGUUUACGUUUAGCUAGAUAGAGUCCUUUGUUAGUCGCAUCGUUUUGCUAUCAAAAAUGUGCGGGCCGUAUAACAACCUACUUAUUGUUCCGUAAUUCCUCGUGGGGAGUUAUUAAAAAUAUUUUCACAAACGUUUUUUUCUCUUGAGUGCAGUUUUUUUCUUCCUUAGCCCUUUAGUGUAUACUUGGAACCGAAAAGGAAGCGUCAAUUCAAGUGGAAACAUUCUUUAAGGUCAUCUUUAGGCUUUUAAGGCUGCAGCCAUGGUGUUGAUUCUUGGCAGACGGAUGAACAGGGAGGACACCGGCAUCAGCGACUCACCGGCUGUAAAACGCAAGGUGUUUGAGGUGGACUCCAAGACCGUAGCCAAUCAGGAGGUGUUGGACUUCUGCUCCGGCUCCUCCCACUCCGAGGGCAUCCUGCAGGUGUUCAACGAGUUCCGCGACUGCCGCCUGUUCACGGACGUGGUCAUCAGCGUGCAGGGCCGCGAGUUCCCCUGCCACCGGGCCGUGCUCUCAGCGUGCUCCUCCUACUUCAGAGCCAUGUUCUGCAACGAUCACCGCGAGAGCCGCGAGAUGCUGGUGGAGAUCAACGGCAUUCUGGCCGAAGCCAUGGAGUCCUUCCUGGCUUAUGUUUACACUGGCCGUGCCAAGAUCACCACAGAGAAUGUCCAGUUCCUCUUCGAGACCUCCAGUCUCUUCCAGAUCGCCACGUUACGUGACGCCUGCGCAAAGUUCCUGGAGGACCAGCUGGAUCCGUGCAACUGCUUGGGCAUCCAGCGCUUUGCGGAUGCGCACUCCCUCAAGCAGCUGGCCAGUCGCUGCCGCAGUUACGCUUCGGCCAAUUUCUCAGAGGUGGCUCAGCACGAGGAGUUCCUCGACCUCCGCAGGGAAGAGCUGGAAGAGUACAUCGACAGCGACGAGCUGUCCAUCGGGAAGGAGGAGGUUGUGUUUGAAGCCGUGAUGCGCUGGGUUUACCACAGUGUGGAGCACCGUAAACCCAUGCUGAAGGCCUUGCUGCACCAUGUGCGCUUGCCUCUCCUGCACCCCAACUACUUUGUCCAGACCGUGGAGGGAGACCAGAUCAUCCAGAAUGCUCCGGAGUGCUACCAUCUGCUCCACGAAGCCAGGCGAUACCACGUACUUGGAAAUGAGAUGAUGUCACCCAGGACCCGGCCACGCAGGUCGACUGGCUACUCUGAGGUGAUUGUGGUGGUGGGCGGUUGUGAGAGAGUAGGCGGCUUCAACCUGCCCUACACCGAGUGCUACGAUCCAGUGACAGGAGAGUGGAAGUCGCUGGCCAAACUGCCCGAGUUCACCAAGUCGGAGUACGCCGUGUGUGCCCUCCGCAAUGACAUUCUGGUGUCAGGUGGACGCAUCAACAGCAGGGACGUGUGGAUGUACAACUCACAACUCAACCUGUGGAUCAGAGUGGCUUCAUUAAAUAAAGGCCGAUGGAGGCACAAGAUGGGUGUCCUGCUGGGCAAGGUCUACGCUGUGGGCGGUUACGAUGGCCAAAGCCGCCUGAGCAGUGUGGAGUGUUAUGACUCCUUCUCAAACCGCUGGACAGAGGUGGCGCCCUUGAAGGAGGCAGUCAGCUCGCCGGCUGUGGCCAGUUGUGCCAGCAAGCUCUUUGUCAUAGGAGGAGGGCCCGACGACAAUACCUGUUCAGACAAGGUCCAGUGUUAUGAUCCAGAGACAGACACUUGGCUCCUCCGAGCUAACAUCCCCAUCGCCAAGCGCUGCAUUACCGCCGUGUCGCUCAACAACCUUGUGUAUGUGUGCGGCGGUCUCACCCGGUCCGUAUUUUGUUACGACCCUGCAGAGGACUACUGGAUGCAUGUGGUGCAUACAUUUGCAAAACAGGAGAGCUGUGGCAUGUCGGUGUGUAACGGCAAGAUCUUCAUCCUGGGAGGCCGGGGCGAAAAUGGCGAAGCAACGGACACCAUCAUGUGUUAUGACCCAGCGACAGGCAUCAUCACAGGAGUGGCUGCGAUGCCCCGUUGCAUCUCUUACCACGGCUGCGUAACCAUUCAUCGCUUCAAUGACAAGUACCAUAGGCCAUGAUCAGAAACGCGCAUGUACUUAGAGUGUCCGAGUGCGCAAACGCACACAUAAACACACAAUUCAUUGCAUCACGAGCAUCAGUCAGUUAAUUUAUUUUCUCAGAAUAUCAUGUAGCAACACGGAAUUGCUCUGGACAAACAAAACAAAAUGAACAUCAACAGUCAAACAUGGCAAACAUGCAACAUUUUGUUGUUAUUAACAGCAGGUUUCCUAGAAAGUGUCCAAAGAUCAUCAAAUAAUGCCGCAUCAGUUUGUUUGUUUUUUUGGAUGCAGCAUCCCUAAAAAGUUAUUAUACACUUCCGAUUUCCUGUUUUCUCCAUUUUGUUUCAGGUACCAUUCGGACAACUAAGGCUUUUUUGGAAACACAUUUCCUUGCCCAUGGAUGAUCAAUUGACAUUGGAACAGCGUUGCAAAAUUGCCGCCGAGCAAGCGGGUUUUCUGUUGCUUACUGCAGUUUAGUGCUAAUUUCAGAAGCUGUAUGGUGACGACACUGUUCCAAUGCGUCGUGCACUUUGUGCUGUGCUUUGCAAGUUUCCCGAAACAGGAUGUGUUUUUUUUUUGAACAACCAUGCAGCUCUUUUGCCCGCCAAUGAAGGGGCUGAGGAAAGUUAGCAUGGAUAGCGUAAAUUGUAUGAUGCAUAGGAACAUUGUGAAUGCUAAAGCUUCUCAAACAGGUUCUACACUGCCGUGGGGGACAGAAUUACUUGUUGCCAGGUGGCAAUUUUGAAACCCGCCUCCUUUGUCAAUUGAUGAGCCCCCUGCAAAGGAUCUGCUAAAAAAAAGAGUUCAAUGCAUAGCUGUCAAAUUCUGAUGGCCUCAUCUCAUGCUGAAUGAUAUGUGAAAUUGAAUUGUAAAAGGGAAGUGUAUUGUGACUUGUGGAACACCCUAUAAAUAAAUCAUGUAAUGUGGAAAAAAAAUAUUUAUUUUUGAAGUUAGGUCAGACAAAACCAGCAAUGCUAAUUUUGUUUCCAAUGCACUUUUUUUUCUCAAAGUGCUGGCGAGUUAAAAAACAAAAACAAACAAAAAAAACAUUAAAAACAGUUCGGUAAAAAAUUCAAUAACAAUGAAAAUGACUUAGUGUAGUUUUUUUUGACAGCCUGCACUAAUGUGCUUCGAAUCAGAAAUAUAUUUCCCUUCACCUGCAGGAAUGAUAGAAAACAAAAAGACAGUAUCAAGUUAUGGCAAUACUAUUAACAUCCCUUUUUAGAUCAUUAAAUUGAGCUCCUUCCAUUUCUUCCAUGUCCAUUUACCGUACCUUUGCCACUUUGAUUCACAUCCAUAGUUCUAUCUAAGCUUUAUUUUGCAAUGUUGUCAUUCAUAUUCAUCUUAUUACUGGUAAUUGUAAUUGUACGAACUAGAAGUUCUGUGUGUGCGUGUCGUGUGUUUUUUUUCUUUUUUAAUUCUUGUGUAUACGUUUAACCAAGUGUGUUCUGAUUGUUUAAUAGUGUGGUGGGCAUGUGGGUGGUGGUGUAGAUAUAAAGAGAGGCCUUUUUGUAGAUCAAACUCUCAUCUUGAGUGUGCUCUGAAUAUUGAAUGUGCCUGUACAGACACGGUUGAUGCGUGCGUGACUUUUACAACGCAGUUUGGAUGGUGUUAGCGAUGCAUGGCUGCUCCAUGUUAACAAAUGCUGCUUACACCAUUGCAUUAAACGACACAAGAUGUAACUCGGGUCAACCGUAGAUACCUCCGUGUGUGUUUGUGGAUUUGAAAGUGGGAGGACAUGUUUGAAGCACUACCCUUGACUUGAGGUCAGUAAAAAAAAUUUUUUUUCCUUUUUUACGAUAGGUGUUGGUAGACAAGAUGUUGCUGUGAACUUUUUUUUCUUGUAUUGAAAUGGAUCUUUCUUCCUCUAACUGAAAGCCCCAAUUGUGCACUUUGAUAGAAUCAUGUUAAAAAUAUAAGUUGACCAAAAAAAAAGAAAAACAUAAUAAAAACACUUUUUUUUUACUGUAUCAGUAAAUAUUAUUUGCUUUCACGUGAAACAUGGAGGGGAUUGAGUAGGACGCCUCUGUUUAGACAUAUCAUGCCACGGUUCAGAUAUGACAACAAAGACACGAGAGGGCAAAGUUCAGUGAAAGGACUUUAGAAAGAUUAUAAAGAUGUGAGAGCUUUGCUUUUGUUCAACAUUUUUAGUUAAGAGGACAUGGACAAAACAAUCAAUCCAGCAAUCUGUUUUCAGCAAAGGGCCAUAAAAGAAGGAAAAGCAUCACAGGAGGCCAACCAGCCGGUAGGAUAUCGAUAGCAGAAGCUGUUUGAGAAGAAGUGUGUGUGUGUGUCUGGGAUUUCACUGAGUAUUUACUCAAAUGCGAUAUAGCACUUCCUCCAGUGUUGAUUACCUUCAUACAUGUUUGCUUUAAUAAGAUUUAUACUCAUUUUGUGUUUGUAUUUUGUGUGGAAUUGUGUGUUUUCCACAACAAGCACCCCAUGUGCAAAACGUAUCAAGAUUUGAGCUAUUUUUUAAGAAUUUAUUUGAUAUGUACUUAAGUAGAAAACAACUUGGGUAAAUUGGAUUUGAUUCUGAUGUCACCUUGUGUAAAAUAAUGUGCCUUUAAAGAAUAAACCAGCAAGGGAA
This is a messenger RNA of Hippocampus zosterae (dwarf seahorse), 4674 nucleotides long. RefSeq names its product kelch-like family member 24a (gene klhl24a). The coding region runs from base 300 to 2102 and encodes 600 amino acids. The transcript has 8 exons. The record is from RefSeq and is a predicted model, not a curated record. NCBI's taxonomy places the organism in Eukaryota, Metazoa, Chordata, Actinopteri, Syngnathiformes, Syngnathidae. Gene Ontology annotation, molecular function: protein binding.